Biomphalaria glabrata is the source of this 6289-nucleotide messenger RNA. RefSeq lists its product as uncharacterized. The record is from RefSeq and is a predicted model, not a curated record. The coding region runs from base 106 to 1104 and encodes 332 amino acids. The transcript is spliced from 4 exons. Lineage: Eukaryota; Metazoa; Mollusca; Gastropoda; Planorbidae.
UGUAGAAACAGCUCAGCAUUUUAUGGGUUAAGUGUAGUUAAAUUCCCUUCAUAAAAUCUCUACACUAAAAAUGGUUUAUCUUACUUACUUAGAGUCAAGUUGGCAAUGAAAGCUUUACUUGUAGUGUUCGCUUCAUGUUUGUUAUCUGUUUCAUUGAGAACUUCAGAACUUGUCUUAGUUGUAGAGCCAGGCGUCAUAAUUCCUGGAGAAACAGCACAACUAGUGAUCAACUGUUCUAUGAAAAACCAUGACGCUGAAGGACAUGUCUACAGUUCUUUAUCUCUAUACCGUUAUAAUAAUACAAAUAAAGGAUAUGAUCUUCUUCUCGCAAUGGAGACAAAAAACUUCAAUACUAGUAAAUUCGUAGAACUUGAAGAUGUACACAUCUCUUCGGGGAAAUUCUUUGCAGCUUUGAUCAAAAAGAUUCCUACUCAGUCUGACGCACAAGUGUACAAGUGUCUUGUUGUUGGAGAAACAUUUAUUAUUUCGGAAAAAAAGGUCGUAAAAUACAAUGCAAUGAUAAAGCUUAAUAAAACAAAUCUAGGAAAUGCAGACCUUGUUAUGGAUGUCAAGCCAAGCAUCAUUAAUUUCGGAUUCACCCCUCAACUUGUGGUCAAUUGUUCUUUAACAAUAAACACAGUCUUGGAACGUGUGUACAGUACUAUAUCCCUAUACCGUUAUAAUGUCACACAGAAAGAAUUCGAUCUACUACUUACAAUGGAUACAAAGACAAUGAAUGUAAAACAAACUGUGGAACAUAAAGAUGUACACAUCUCUUCAGGAAGUAUGUUUGCAGCCUUGAUCAAAGUGAACCCUACCCAGUCUGACGCACAAGUGUACAAGUGUCUUGUAGGUGGAGAAGGAUUCAUAUUUUUGGAAAAGAAGCUUGCGAAGUAUUUUCCAACAAUAAAGCUUAAUAAAACUCAGCACAUGAAUAAAAGUACAAAAGAUACAUUAUUCAAUGAUAAAAGUAAGCGCAAUAUAAUACCCUUUUGUUUUACAUGGAAACAAAGCUCAUCUAAGGGAAAUAACUCUACAUUUACAACUAUAUCUAUCAAUCAUGUACAAACGAUUUUCCUUAUUCGAUAUCAAACCAAUAGUUAAUUAUCAAUAAAUGGGAAGCGUGGCCGAGAGGCUAAGUACGGUUGAACGUGGUUUGGCUUGGCUACCUAUGAAGGGGGGCUCGAGGUUCAACACCCGACACGGGCAGAGUUGUGUUUACUGAGCGCCUAAAGGCAGCAUGGAAAACCUCCCAGAUACACCCUCCCACCACUGAUCCACAAAUUAGAUUGAACCAUAGUGCUUUGAGCAUUCUAAAAGCAUGAAAGUCUCGCCUUAUAAAAGCUAUUAAUUAAUUACAUGACAAUAGUUGCGGAAAAGGAAUGGCGGUUGGUCGUUGUGCCGACCACAUGACACCCUCGUUAACGUUGGGCCACAGAAGCUGAUAAACUUUCCUUCAUUUAUCCUAUUGAUAGCAAAGUCUGAAAUAUCAAUUUUAAUUUUUUUUUUUUACUUCAUUGACUAAGUGGUUAAUUUUUAACUGAUUCAUGUUUUGUUAAAUACAAUAAAUAAUAAUACAAAGUUCAACUUGAUCUGAGAAUGAGUGUGUGUGGGGAUAACGAGUAUAACUAUCUAAGGGACCAAACCCUACAUAUUUAGUCCUAUCUGUGAAUACUAAAGAAUUAAUUUCCAUUGUUGGUAAAACACACAAAAAAAUAAUUUUAAAUAAUUAAUUGACUAAUUUAAUAAUUUUUGUUUAUUGAUUCAUGCAGUGGCGUAGCUAGGGUGGGGGGGGAGAGGAGGGGGAAGAACUUGAAAAUCCCCCCGGGCCCUUACUUGAUUGGGGCCCUCAAAUGAGUCUUUUUUAUAUAAAAUAUUAAAUAUUAACCAAAAUGCUGGGGGCCCUAAAGAGAUCAAGCCCCCCCUGGUCCCCCAAAUAAUGGAAAUUUCCUAGCUACGCCCCUGGAUUCAUGUCGUAUCUUGUCUAUGCUAAUAAAUAAUUGUGCAAAGUUUUUUUUCAAGAAAGGGAGUGAAAAAAAUGACGUGUACAAACUUUGUACCCGAUAGAGUGAGUUGAUAUGAGCUCUGUGACAAGUGUUAUUCGUAAUCAAUCCACGCUAAAAUAAUAUAUUAAGUAAAUAUCCCACUUCUGUUUGUCAUUAGAAAAUGAAAACGAGUAAUGAGACUAUAGAACCCACGACAUUCGCGCUAUGAGUGUGACGCUCUAUCAUAACUAAGCUAACAAGUCAAACUAAUAUGUGUGAGAUUUUAUCGUGAGCCUUUUUUAACAAAACACGACAGACCCACACUCACAUUAACUAAUAUGGUGGGAAGCGUGGUCGGGAGGCGCUUGAACUUGGCUUGGCUUGGCUACCUAGAAGGGGGCUCGAGGUUCGACACCCGACUCGGGCCUUAAGGCAGCACGGAAAUCCAACUCCUAGAUACCCCUUUCCUCCCACUGGUCCACAAAUAAGAUUGGACCAAAAGCGCUCUGAGCAUGCUACAAGCAUGAAAGUAGCGCUAUAUAAAAGCUAUAAUAAUAAUAUUGUAAUGCAGUUCAUCGGUCUUCACCGUGCAUUUCUUAACUUUACCGAAGAACUUUUUUUCGAAUCAUUCCAUUGAUGCAGUUCUAUUUUCAGGUAAUUUGAGUGCUCAUUAUAUGCACUAAUACAAGUUCUUUUAUUUGUUUAUGUUUCCCUAUAUAUUAGUAGAUAUGUUUUAUAUAUGUUAUAUAUUACAUUCUUAUAGAGCUAACCAGUGUUUUACUAAAAAUGUGUUCCGAGGAACCCGCGUGGCCUGAAUAGUUGUUCCACGAACUACACUGGAAUAAUUAGCUAGUAGGUCACCACGUGAAUAAAUCUCUCUAAAAAAAUAAGCAAAGUGUUCCGAUAAAUAUUCCGAAUGGUCGAAAUGUUCCAAUAAGGAAAAAGGGUGGGUAACUUCUAUACUAUCAUUGGUAAUAAAUAGGAAAUAAAGAGAAUGGGAUUUUUAUUCUACAACCCCCAUCCCCUUUUCAACAAACAAAAGGAUAAUCAAAUACGGCGACAGAUUUUAUGUAAUUCUCUAGGUCAGGGCAUCUCAACCUGUGGGUCGCGACCCCCUUGGGGGUCGAUUGACGAUUUGCCAGGGGUCGCCAGAGACCAUCGAAAAAAUGAAUAGUUUUGUCUAUUCUUCUAUUGCUGUGUGUCUGAGGGGGGGGGGGGUCACGGCAGAGUGUGGGAUUGUAAAAAGGGGUCACCGAACUUAAAAGGUUAAGAACCACUGCUCUGGGUCCUUCAAUGUUUAUUCUCUGGCAUAAAUUAGUCGCAGUUAUCCUAUCUUAUCUUAUUAUAAAAAUUAUUUAAAGAAAAACUUUGCGGUAUUCUUUGGAGCAAUGCUAAAUAAAAUGAGGCGAAGCUUGUGUCAUGGCAUCUACAUCAAGUUCCGCGCCGAUGGCAGCAUAUUUAACAUAGGGCGCUUGCUCUCCUGUACUACAAUUGAAGAUACGAUUGCUGUUUAAAUAGACCUGCCCCCAGCGGACUACGAAUUUAUCAGAAUCAGUUGUGGAAAAAUAUGAAGGUCGCAACUUGGUUUGAAUAGUUAAUGUUGAAACACUUCACUCUUGGGAAUCGUAAGGUCAAGAGGACAACAUAUUCAUUGUCGGAUUUCAAAGUGCUUAUAUCUGUGGCCGUUGCACAGAGAGUGACGCUUCUAAGACAUCCUCUAAGAAAGAACCGGAUCUAGCUAUUGAAUUGUUCCUUUCGUCAAACACUACUGCUCAGUUUUAGCUUGAAACGUCGAUCUUAACAACAAAAAAUACAAGAAUACAAAGAGUGUUUGUGUUAUCACCUUAACUCAGAGGCGGCCCCCAGCUGAACAGAGAAUGUAAUAUUUAAACCAUAGUUGUGUUUUGAUUGUUGUUACGAAGUGUGUGUGUUUCCUAGGUGACGGUAAAGAGAGGUUAGGCGAUUGGUUUUUCGCCGAGGAAGUGCAGAAUGAUGAAAACACAAAAGGGUUUGGCGAAAUUCAAAUGAUAGUAGAUGGGAGACUGACGAGAGACGCCAGAAAGUAAGGACGUGUUUUUGUUGUUGGUUAGAUUUUGUUUAAAUAUUGUUUCAUUUUAUGACUGUUAGAUCUCUAAUUUUAAUUUAUAUUAUAUUCAUACGUUACCACUGACUAAUCUAUUGAUCAAGAGGUCUCUUAAACUGUCGUACAGAUUCGCUUGAGAUUUUUAGAUAUGUUCCUUUUACCUCCUAGACACGGUUUUCAGAGAUUUGCGACCUGAACUCCGCAAUUUCCAAAAGGCCGCAUUCUAAUAUAAUGUAUAAAAAAUAAGGAUUCUUGUAUUUAAAAAUAAAAUUGCUUUAAUAAAAAAAAUAUUACAAUUAGCUUGGAAAUAGAAGAUAGAUUUAGUGUUUUUUAGCAAACCCCGAAAAGGUAAUGGCCACUAUUAGUUUUAUGUGGUCUGUGUGUCCGUCCAUAAUAAUAAUAACACUUUGUCUUCGCGUCUAUAGAUUAUAAUACAGUGCAAUAGUUCAUAUGACAAUUCGUGUCAGACCUACACGUUAAGGAUAGGUAUAAUAAAUUAUUUUAACAAGGGAGGCAGCUAAGUAAAGCUUAGAGCGAAUAGGUUAUCUUUGGUUAUUUCCCAUCUCCGACACGGAUUUUCACAAGAAAUACAAGAACCUGAUAUAGUUAUUCUAACUGGAGAGUAAGUGGAGAGAAUAGGAUAUCAUUUAUUAUACAAUAUACAUUCGCAUUUGUCGUGGAUAAAUACGCUGAUUAUAUCCAUAUAUGUAUUUUAAAAGAUAAGGUUUCGGAGAAUUUAGUUAUUAAGAAUGAUUUUUUUUUAACCUCUCAUUGUAAUUUUAAAUAAAUUCCGUUAAUUACCGUAUGUCAGACAAUCUUCCGGGGCCCAAAAAUAUAGUAUUAUAAUGGAAGCUUUAGAAGUAUAGUUUAUUGUGUACAAGUUAACCUCUUUAACUUUAUUUAUAAGGUUAAGGUCAUUAACUUAAUUGACUAAUCUCUAUUGCAUCAUAUAAUUGUAUUUGGUUCAAAAAAAUGGAGCAAAAAAAAACGUUUAAUCCUCCUCCUUGAUAUGUUGCAUCUCCGUGUUUGUAACCAGAAUUUGCAAAAUUGUAGAGAAAGAGUAGCUGAGGAUCUCGAAACUCUACGCCAUCAAAAGAAAAAGCAAAUCUAAGUCCUGCCGAUAUGACUGAACAAUUUUUCUGUUUUUGAGUGGUCCAAGCUGAUGUCUAUGUAUCUAAUCUAAACUUCAAUUCGAAACUCAGAAGGACUAGGCCAAAGGGCGUGUACACCGAGGACCCCAUCACUUUUCCACACUAAGGCGCGGUGGCUGAGCGGUAAAGCGCUUGACUUCCCAACCUGGGACCGGGGUUCGAAACCUGGUGAAGACUGGGAUUUUUAAUUUCGUCUUCGGGCGCCUCUGAGUCCACCCAGCUCUAAUGGGUACCUUACAUUAGUUAGGGCGGUAAAGGCGGUUGGUCGUUGUGCUGGCCACAUGACACCCUUGUUAACCGUAGGCCACAAAAACAGAUGACCUUUACAUCAUCUGCCCUAUAGACCACAAGGUCUGAAAGGGGGAACUUUUUUUUUUAUACCACACUAAUAGUGCGGGGCUUGCCAUUGAGGAACCUAGUGAAAACUGUUGUUGCAACACUUUCACUAAUUAUACCUUGUUGAUGUCUAAGAGCUGAGCCGAAGGCUCUUCGAGCUCUAAGUUUGAAAAAAAACCUGUUUGGACGCCAAACAGUAAAAAAAAAAAAACCCUGUGUGAACACACAGUUCUGUUUGGGAGAGACCCUAGACAAUGCCUAUGUGAGGCAUUGCUGUUGACCGAUGCGUUCGGCCCCCGACACGUGGACUAGAGACACGGCCGAAGGCCGAGAAUGCACCGGGGACUUCUGCCAUUUUCCUUCAAUGUACCAAGCUAACUGUGCGGGGUCCGCCAUUUAUGUAACGGUCCCUUUGAGGAACAGCGCAUGGAUUGGUGACGUGUUUGUGGGGACUUUAUUACAACCCCGCCCGUGCAAUGGGUGGACUCUCGUCUACCCGUGGGCAUCCCCACGGUAGUCUUGUGUUGCUACCCAUUUAGCCUAGCCAAUUCCUCAAAUGGCCGUUUCCACGCGGGCGCCACGAUGAGGCAGGGCAACGUGCCCGCGCUAAUUAUACCUGACACGUGCAAUGAACAUAGUUGUUACGUGCGCAUCUUAGUGUACAUGUGAAAUGGUGCGAAUGCGUGUUGAAAGGAGAGUGGAACCAAAAUGGAGGAAUAUGAACAAGAAAGUGU